CACGAGCCCCCAGCGCUGCACCCGACACUCUAAACAAACGCCGGGUGCAGCAAGGAGAUCACGGGGGUCCCCAGCAGCAGGACCCCCAUGAUCAGACAUCUUAUCCCCUAUCCUUUGUAUAGGGGAUAAGAUGUCUAGGGGCGGAGCACACCUUUAAGACCAGCAUGUUCAAUGAGAAUCGUGGUCAGGGUGCACAUACUUUUGACCUAAUCCUAUCACCUACCUCACACCCUGCACUAUAUCAUCCCGUAGUUACCAUCUCUCUGGGGUCCCCAGGUCUGGUCGGAGCGAUGUCUGUCGUUCCGUUCUCUGCCGGGGACUCGGUGACGUUGAGCUGCUCAGAUAAAACCAACAGGACCAGGAAUCUAUCGGACGUGUCUCUUAUCACCUGGAGGAAAGUCGACGGUUCUCGUUCUCUACAUUUUGUAUCUGACGGAAUAAAAAACAAAUCAGACUUUGUAGACCCCCGAGUCUCCUUCCUGAGCACGCUGCUCCCCCCGAUGCUCCGGAUCAGAGACGCCCGUCGGGAUGACGCUGGAUAUUAUACCUGUCAAAUUAUUACUACAUCCGGAAGAUUCCACAAAUCGUGGGCACUUCACAAAUCAGAUAUUGUUCCCGCGUCCUCCAUCCAGGUUCUUCCAUUUUCUCUUGGGGACACGGUGACAUUAAGCUGCUCCGAGGAAACCAACAUAACCGGAAAGUUGUCACUAAUCGUAUGGAGGAAAGAAAUUGGAUCUCACAAUCUACAUUAUGCAUCAGACGGCAACAAAACUGCAUCAAACUUCACCGACCCCAGAAUCUCCUUCCUGAGCGUUCGGCUUCCUCUGGUGCUCCAGAUAAGAGACGCCCGACCGGAUGACGCUGGAAUCUACACUUGUAAUAUGUCUAUGAUUUCAUCAGGAAACCUCCAUAAAUCCUGGAUACUUCACAUAUCAGAACGACUUACUGACCGCUAUGAGAUGAUAAGAUGGAUUCUUGCUGUUGGGUUUUUCACCAUUUCUUUAUUAGCGAUAACAUUUGCUACAAAGUACAAACUGAAAUGAAUCUCUGAUCCGGAUUGUUGUGUACGGAAUCAUCGCGCUGUGUGUGGUGGAUGCCGGAAGAUUCCAGAAGGUUCUGGACAAGGUCAUAUCCGGACUCAUUGUAUAACAUGUCAUAGACUGACCGCUCUGUACUCAACAUGGACGACCUGAAUCCCUAUAGAAUAAAAACGUCACAUUUUCUUUACCCCAGUCUAUCGUCACUGUUCCGACCAACUCAGCCUAUGGGCAGCCAGCCCUGUUAUGUCACAGCCCUAUAUAACACAGAACGACUUACUAACCGCUAUGAGAUGAUAAGAUGGAUUCUCGCUGUUGGGUUUUUCACCAUUUCUUUAUUAGCGAUAACAUUUGCUACAAAGUACAAACUGAAAUGAAUCUCUGAUCCGGAUUGUUGUGUACGGAAUCAUCGCGCUGUGUGUGGUGGAUGCCGGAAGAUUCCAGAAGGUUCUGGACAAGGUCAUAUCCGGACUCAUUGUAUAACAUGUCAUAGACUGACCGCUCUGUACUCAACAUGGACGACCUGAAUCCCUAUAGAAUAAAAACGUCACAUUUUCUUUACCCCAGUCUAUCGUCACUGUUCCGACCA
Messenger RNA from Hyla sarda, 1626 nucleotides. RefSeq lists its product as uncharacterized. NCBI's taxonomy places the organism in Eukaryota, Metazoa, Chordata, Amphibia, Anura, Hylidae. The transcript has 4 exons. Bases 165 to 1043 code for a protein of 292 amino acids. Gene Ontology annotation, biological process: regulation of neuroinflammatory response. The record is from RefSeq and is a predicted model, not a curated record. Gene Ontology annotation, molecular function: signaling receptor activity.